AUGAUCUCCUUUAAUUAUCCCAGGAAUGAGGCUCGCAAGCUCAAUCACCAAGAAGUGGUGGAAGAAGAUAAAAGACUUAAGUUACCAGCAAACUGGGAAGCAAAAAAAGCUCGACUGGAAUGGGAACUGAAGGUGCAGGAAAAGAAGAAGGAAUGUGCUGCAAAAGGAGAAGACUAUGAGAGAGUUAAACUACUAGAGAUCAGUGCUGAGGAUGCAGAAAGAUGGGAAAGGAAAAAGAAGAGGAAAAAUCCAGACCUAGGAUUUUCAGAUUAUGCAGCCGCGCAGUUGCGCCAGUACCAGAGGUUAACCAGGCAGAUCAAACCUGACUUGGAGCAAUAUGAGAAGCUGAAAGAGCAGUAUGGGGAAGCACUUUACCCAACAUCAGACAGUCUUCUUCAUGGAAGUCAUGUGCCAGCUAAAGAAGGGAUUGAUAGAAUGGUCGCAGAUCUUGAAAAACAAAUUGAAAAACGUGAAAAAUACAGUCGAAGACGUCCUUACAACGACGAUGCAGAUAUCGACUACAUUAACGAGAGAAAUGCCAAGUUCAAUAAGAAGGCAGAGAGGUUCUAUGGGAAGUACACAGCAGAGAUUAAGCAGAACUUGGAGAGAGGAACAGCAGUCUGAACUGCCAUCUCCAGUGAAGUGUAUGAUACUGCAGCCCUUAUGUCUAUUAGAAAAGUUUGGUAUGAAGACAUUAAGUUGUAUCAGAAAAAAACUCUACUUUGUAGAUGUCCUCAUAUUAUGUAAUGUAAAAUCUACUGUAGUACAACAUGUGUAAAUGCUUCAAUGUAACAACCUCAGCUGUAUAUAGCUUUUAAUUGCAGAAGUGGCCAGCUCUUCCACUAUCUUGCUUUAAAUAAAGACAAAGAAUAAACAAACUCUGACCCCUC
Molecule: messenger RNA, 890 nt
Organism: Struthio camelus australis
Lineage: Eukaryota; Metazoa; Chordata; Aves; Struthioniformes; Struthionidae
Source: RefSeq, a predicted model, not a curated record